Phytophthora nicotianae INRA-310 is the source of this 1743-nucleotide messenger RNA. RefSeq lists its product as hypothetical. Gene Ontology annotation, molecular function: protein-cysteine S-palmitoyltransferase activity. Lineage: Eukaryota; Oomycota; Peronosporomycetes; Peronosporales; Peronosporaceae. Gene Ontology annotation, biological process: peptidyl-L-cysteine S-palmitoylation; protein targeting to membrane. Gene Ontology annotation, cellular component: Golgi apparatus; endoplasmic reticulum. The coding region runs from base 22 to 1278 and encodes 418 amino acids. The record is from RefSeq and is a predicted model, not a curated record. The transcript is spliced from 3 exons.
ACAGCUCUCCAUCACGCAGUCAUGAACAACAUUCCUAUGGCUGUGCGGAUGCUGCUUGACGUGAGGGCUGAGACGACUAUAGUAAACAAGGAAGGACUCACUGCCUUAGGCAUUGCGCGAGUUCGUCUACGUCCGGACUCAACGGUGCGUCAUCUCCUAACUGAGGACGAGCAGCUGCAAAAUCUUGCUCGAAUUACGUCGAUUCCGAAACAAACUCUGGAAGACAACGUGUACAAGCUCGCGUUUUUCGUUCCAUGGCUGGUGUUUCCUCUCGCGUGCUACGUGAUCAUGACGGUGAAUGGAGCGCUCUACAUCAUACUGUCGCUCUCCAUCUUAUUGGCUGCUGCAAUGCUGCUACUUAAACUGGUUCAGCGAGGCUCCUACGGUGACAAGAGGAAGGCGGCAUCGCUUAUGUUCGGAGUCAACGUCGCGUCCAUCGUGUAUCUUGUUGGCAGUUUUCCUCGAUUCUGUGGUUACUGCAGUACUACUUUUUGUGCCAUUACAGCAGUAUCCUGCACUAUGAUCGGUGUCACAUUGUUUAAAACAGCCACAUCCGACCCGGGCGAGGUGUUCACAUCAUACGACGAGAAGCUUCAUAACAUUCGUUAUCUCGUCGAAUCCAAGUUACCCAGCGCGACUAAGUUGUGUCUUACAUGUUUACACAAGAGACCGCUACGUGGGAAACACUGCGCAGAAACAAACUCUUGUAUCGCCAAGUUCGACCACUACUGCCCCUUUGUAGUGAACGCCAUUGGUGCGCGCAACCAUGCAGCUUUCCUGGGAUUCCUCUUCUCGGCCGUAUUGUCAAUUAGUUUGGAACUUAUCGCGUGUUGGCGUUUUGCUCGUGCUCAACCGAAACUUGUGGCGGACUUUACUGUUCACUGGCAAUAUUGGAAGUGGAACACAUCGUUGUGGGCUUUUCUUUCGGGUGAAAAUGUUGCAGCUGUCGGUACUCCCGGAUUGUUCGACUGGAUUUGGAGUGUGGCUCAUUUCCAGCCAUUUUUGUUCUGCGUCAUGUUGCUGGACGUCGUGCAGAUCGCGUGGAUCGCGUACAUGUUGUUCUUCCACGUUUACCUCAUGUGUGCGGCUCUCACGACGAACGAGGUCGUCAAGAACGAAAAUCUCGAUCGUGCGUAUUCUCGAGGUGUUGUAAACAACAUUGUCGACUUUUUGGGGCUACCAGGACAGCGACCGGUGGACUGGCGUCGCAUUUAUAAUCUGGAAGAGUUCAAAAACCAGAUUGCGUUGUCUUCAGGUCCGAUGAGGAAGGAUCUGUGAGUAUGAGUAUGGACCGAGUGGCUUAACAGCCAAAGUAACGCAUUGGUCUGUUGACAACAAGAUGGUCUUUGUGUUUUUGAUUAAAGAAUGCGCUCGAUACAGCGUAGACGUGCACUACGGGAGCGUGAGUUGAUUGCGAUCUCUUCAUCUGUAGCUUUGGUGGCUUUACGACGUGGGAGGCGGAAGCGCUUGUUCUUUAAUGGAUCGAUGAUCUCUUCGUCUUCAUCUUCUUCAUCAAUAUCUUCAUAUUCCCACUCAUCCUCUUCAUCGUCUCCAAUUCUACCCUUCAUGUCCUGUAAAACGAAGGUUAGAAAAUAUACAACAUGUCCAUUUCUAGAAUUUAGAGCGUACUAGAUCGCGGAAAAAGUCCUUAAUCGGUCGAUCUUCCAAUGAAUGGAACGCGAUGGUCACUACCAUCCAAGCACAUCGUUAGUGGUUAACACAAUACACCAACAACGUCAGUUG